GGGCGUUCACGUGCAACUUCAGGCAUGGCUUGAGUGUUUGACUUGUUCCCCCACCUCUGUAGAGAACUGCAGCUCAGUUCUAGUCAACGUCAAAUUUCACUGCCAGCAACUUGGUCUUAUUGUCCCAAAAGAUUAGCCAUGUCAACGACGUCUCGUUCUCUUGGAGACUGGCAGGUCCUAUUUGCUCGAAUGUGUAGCUCCGGUAUCAUCGCAGGAAUUCACUCUGUCACCUUUCAGCCUACUCCUGGGUCUACGAAUGAAGACCGAUUCGUCGUGAGAGAAUGGCUGAUAGAAGGCCAGUCGUGGAAGUUCCUCGCCGUUUUCGACGGACACGGAGGAGAAUAUACUGCUGAGUACGGUGCUGGCAAUCUUCCGGAAAGGAUAGAGAGAGAAUUGCGUAAAGUGCUCUCAGAAUGUCAAAACCGAUCUCGGAAAACUCUCAUAACCCGGAUAAACAAGCUCUUAUUUUGGAGAAUCUACUACUUCGACAGCGAAAUUGUUGCUCUUUUGAACGAAGAACGAGACAACCUGUGGGUGGCUGGACUCGGUGAUUCGACUGUCGCACUCGCUUUUAAGGACGAAGAUGGUCUAGGAGAAGGCGAAAGACUUCUAACAUUCCACAGUACGCAUACUCCCAAGGAAUACUGUAGCAUAGUUAUGCUCCAUCCUUCAUCGGAAAAGGACACCAUCAUGAAAGACGACAGGCUGUUAGGUACUCUGCUUCCCACUCGAGGUCUAGGAGACCAUGCUCUAAAGUUCAAGUCUAUCUUUUCGACAAAGCUAUUCUUCAAGCUGCCUACCGAGACAAGAACCCAGCGCUAUCUCGACGGGGCCCAACACUACAAUAAAACGCCACCAUAUGUCAUGAAUGCCGCCAACACCCGCUUCAUCGACCUUGCACCGCUUCGGCAUCGUAAACCCACUCUAGUUCUAUUCACAGAUGGUGUCGAUAUCAUCGUAGAUGGCAAGACGAACGUAGAUAAGGAUCUCGAAGGUCUGAAAAGGUCGGAACCUGCCGCUGUCGUUGGAAAACUCUUAGGCAAUCGCAUCGAUGACUCUUAUGCCCAGGAGACGCUCGAACACGGCGUCGAGGUCAAUUGGAUGGGUGAAAACGGUAACAGAGCUACAGAGUUACUGGGAAAUUUGAUGGCGGGGACUUCAACGGAAACUUUCGCCAAAUUUCUUGGACCUGCAGAGCGUGGGGAAUGGGAUGAGAAGCUUUACUUCGAUGACACAACGAUUCUCGUUUACGGCCUCACUUCUACUCUAUGAAUGUUACUCCUCGGUACUAGUGUAUACCUGUCCUAUUCGUUACCCAAUAUAAUCCGUCCGGCUAGCACUGGCGGCC
Desarmillaria tabescens is the source of this 1348-nucleotide messenger RNA. Its product is annotated as protein serine/threonine phosphatase 2C. Lineage: Eukaryota; Fungi; Basidiomycota; Agaricomycetes; Agaricales; Physalacriaceae. The coding region runs from base 139 to 1272 and encodes 377 amino acids. Gene Ontology annotation, molecular function: protein serine/threonine phosphatase activity; cation binding. The transcript has 5 exons. Gene Ontology annotation, biological process: protein dephosphorylation. The record is from RefSeq and is a predicted model, not a curated record.